Molecule: messenger RNA, 3441 nt
Organism: Strongylocentrotus purpuratus (purple sea urchin)
Lineage: Eukaryota; Metazoa; Echinodermata; Echinoidea; Camarodonta; Strongylocentrotidae
Product: V-type proton ATPase 116 kDa subunit a
Exons: 21
Coding region: 258-2843 (861 amino acids)
Biological process (GO): vacuolar acidification; proton transmembrane transport
Cellular component (GO): plasma membrane; vacuolar proton-transporting V-type ATPase complex; vacuolar proton-transporting V-type ATPase, V0 domain
Molecular function (GO): ATPase binding; proton-transporting ATPase activity, rotational mechanism
Source: RefSeq, a predicted model, not a curated record
AUAUCAGUACAUCAUGUGAUUACGGCAUAGUCGGGUGUCGUCGGUAGAAUUUCUUACUUACGCCUAGCUAGCCGGAAGUAUACAGUGUAGACCUAUAUAUUCAUCUUCUUCUUCUCCAGUUAAGUGCCGCUUCAUGUACGUCGAGGAUCGAGGAUCCGGAUCUGUCUAUUCCAGCUUGCUCGUCAAUCAUUCAAGGACAAGUUGACUUUUUUUUAUGUUAUAUCGAGAUCGACUUGAAGUUGAAGGGAGGCACUAAGAUGGGGUCCUUGUUUCGGGGUGAGAAGAUGUGUUUGGCCCAGCUCUUCGUACAGUCUGAAGCAGCAUACUCGUGUGUCUCAGAAUUAGGAGAAUUGGGACUAGUUCAGUUCAGAGAUCUCAACCCAAAUGUGAGCGCCUUCCACAGGAAGUUUGUUAGUGAAGUACGUCGCUGUGAUGAAAUGGAACGAAAAAUACGUUACAUAGAGAAGGAAGUGAAGUUAGCUGGUGUCAAAAUUGAAGAGAAUCUCUCAUUCGUCCCAGCUCCUCUACCAAAGGCCAUGAUUGAUCUAGAGGCAGCAUGUGAGAAGACAGAAAAUGAGCUUCGUGAAGUGAACCAGAGCAAUGAGGUUCUUCAAAGGAACUACUUGGAGCUGAAGGAACACCAAUGUGUGUUGGAGAAUGCAAGGGAUUUUUUUGCCCAUGUCCAUCUGCAUGAUGAAGGAGGUCAUUACCAGAGAUUGUUGGAUGAGGAAGCAGGUGCAAGAUCUUCCAGAGACAGCAACACUCUAGAUUUCAUCGCGGGAGUAAUCGAGAGGGAGCGGGUUCCAGCAUUUGAGCAGAUGCUUUGGAGAGUCUCAAGAGGGAAUGUCUUCCUCCGUUAUGCAGAGAUCAUUGAGCCUUUCAAUGAUCCAAUCACGGGCAAUGAGAUACACAAGUUUGUCUUCAUUUUGUUCUACCAAGGGAGCCAGCUUGGUAUGAGGGUUAAGAGAAUCUGUGAAGGGUUCCGUGCUUCACAAUACCCAUGCCCAGAAGACUUUAAUGAAAGAAAUGAAAUGUCAACAGGGAUUGCUACUCGUCUUCAAGAUCUACAAAUUGUUUUGGUUCAAAUGGAUGAUCAUCGUCAGCGCUUGCUUGCUUCCGCUGCAGUCAACCUGUCCUCUUGGUUCAUCAAAGUUCGGAAGCUGAAGGCCAUCUACCAUACCCUCAACAUGUUCAACUUUGAUGUGACAAGCCGCUGUCUGAUUGGUGAAUGUUGGUGCCCAGCUGAUGAGCUUGGAGACAUUAGAUUGGCAUUGCAGCGUGGAACACAAAAAAGUGGCUCCUCUGUUCCGUCCAUCUUAAAUCGCAUCUCAACAACCGCCAACCCUCCCACCUAUAACAAGACCAACAAGUUCACUUUAGCUUUCCAGGAGUUGACUGAUGCCUAUGGAGUAGCUACCUACAGGGAGGUUAAUCCUGCCCCCUUUGCCAUUAUCACCUUCCCAUUCCUGUUUGGUGUGAUGUUUGGUGAUGCAGGCCAUGGACUUCUCUUAGCGCUCUUUGGACUUUGGCUCAUCUUGAAGGAAAACAAACUCAAGUACAGCAUGGGCAAUGAUGAUAUGUUUGGACCGAUAUAUGGUGGUCGCUACAUGAUCCUUCUGAUGGGUCUUUUCUCCAUCUAUGGUGGAUUUAUAUACAAUGAUUGCUUCUCAAAGUCCCUCAACAUAUUUGGAUCUGCUUGGACAGUCAAUGGAACUGAAUGCUUAAAAGACUUUGAUCCAGACACUAUGGCUCGGGCGAUGUUAGAUCCUAAAGUCUGUUUCAGUGGCAAUCCAUAUCCAUUUGGUCUUGAUCCUAUAUGGCAGAUUGCUCCUGCAAAUAAUCUGAAUUUCAUCAACUCUCUGAAGAUGCGUCUCUCAGUCAUCUUGGGUAUUAUGCAGAUGACAUUUGGUGUUCUACUAAGUUCUGUCAACCAUGUCAUCAACGGCCAACGACAUCGCCUCUUCUUGGAGUUUCUACCCCAGAUCAUCUUCAUGGUAGCCAUCUUCGGCUAUCUUGUCUUCCUUAUCUUCUUCAAAUGGUUUGCUUUUGGACCAUGGAACUCAGACACAGCUCCUAACCUCAUCAAUGUUCUUAUCUACAUGUUUCAGCUCCAAGUACCUGAUCCAGUCAUGUACUCUAACCAAAAACUGGUUCAGAUGAUUCUACUGGCUUUGUCUUUAGUGUGUGUACCUUGGAUGCUACUAGGAAACCCCAUCUAUCAGUACUUCAAACACAGACAUGCUGAAAAACUCAGAAGCAAUGGCUAUAUGCCAUUGCCAACGAGUGACUCUGUGAAUGUUGAUGAUGAGGAUGUUCAGGUCUUGCAGGCUGUUGUUGCUGAAGGCAAUGGACGGCCCUCUACAUCCAGUCUAUCUCAGUCUUUCAAUGAUGAUGUAUUUGAAGAGUCACUCCAUGAAGAGGAAAAGUUUGAUUUAGGCGAGAUCUUUACCUUGCAAACCAUCCAUACAAUUGAAUACUGCCUUGGUUGUGUAUCUAAUACAGCAUCCUAUCUCCGUCUAUGGGCUCUCAGUCUAGCACAUGCAGAGCUAUCAGAAGUACUAUGGAAGAUGGUGAUGAAGAAUGGCUGGUUUCUGGAUUCCAUGUUUUCUGAUAAGAGUGGUGUCUGGGAAUAUGUGUCAGCUAUAGCGGGAGGAUUCAACUUGUUCUUUGUGUUUGCUGCCUGGGCUGCUAUGACUGUAGCUAUUCUGCUCUUGAUGGAGGGAUUAUCAGCAUUCUUACACACAUUGCGAUUACACUGGAUUGAAUUUCAAAACAAGUUCUACAAGGGGGAAGGUUAUGUUUUUCUGCCCUUCAGUCUUGCCAACCUGGAAGCAGAGGAGUAGGACAGACUCUGGUUUUAGUCCUAUCCAAUCUAAUUGAAGAUUAACAGUUGUCAGUAUAACUAGUGCUUGUGCCUGGCAACUUUACUUUAGUUCCAGAUCAAUUCAAGUCAAAUCACUUAAUCAAAAAUAAUAUGAAUUUUUUUUUUGAAUGAUUUUCAUUUGCUGAUAAUCAACAUUUAUCAAGUAUGAGAGCAUUCCUAAUUUAUUCAGGAUAUAGAAGCACUCACAUUUUAUCACACCUGUCCUUUAUGAAUAUGCUUUGGCUACCUAGUGUCAUAUAUAUUUCAUGUGAUAUUACCUGUAUAAUAUGUGGAAAUUCAGAUGUCAUGCACCAUGGGUAUCAUACUACUCUGAAUGAAAUUACUGAUAUAGUAGACAUGUACUUCCAAAUUUGAAAAGCCAUAAUGAAAAUCGACUUGAGAGCAAAUUUAAAGAGAAGCUGGAAAGCAACCAUUAAUAUUUGUCAUAUCUAAUUUUCUUUUUUUUUAAUUGAUGUAAAAAACAUGUUCUUAUAUAUAUUCUCUAUAUAUGUGAUUGCAAGAUUUCUUAACCUUCAAAGUGAAAUUCAAGGUUAAAGAAAAAUCAAGAGGUCGUUCAA